AUGGCGGACCACGAGAAGGAUCUCGAGAACGGCGACCCCAAGCGCGAAAGAAUCUCCUUCGCCGACGGAUGGGACCCCGAUAAGGAUGAGGGUGAAUACGCCAACCUCAUCCGAUUCAUUUCGACCUACCGUGACCGUAGAUUCUCCAAGGCACCUUCACAAGUUUCCGGCGAGGAUGUCGGCGACGCUACACAGAAGAAGAAGAUUCCCUUCUACAAGAGAUGGUUCACACAGGGAGGUGGUCCCGGUGAGCUCUACCAAGUCCCCGAGGACUGGCUCACCACCGACAUCAAGGCUGGUCUUACCUCCGCCCAAGUGGAAGAAAGAAGAAAAAAGACUGGCUGGAACGAGCUGUCAACGGAAAAAGAGAACAUGUUCCUGAAGUUUUUGGGUUACUUCCAAGGUCCUAUUCUUUACGUCAUGGAACUUGCUGUCCUGCUCGCUGCUGGUCUGCGUGACUGGAUCGAUUUCGGUGUCAUCAUCGGUAUCUUGAUGCUGAACGCCAUUGUCGGUUGGUACCAAGAGAAGCAAGCUGCCGAUGUCGUCGCCAGUUUGAAGGGUGACAUCGCCAUGAAGGCUGAGGUCGUUCGUGAUGGUCAUGAGCAAGAAAUCAAAGCUCGCGAACUUGUUCCUGGUGAUAUUCUACUUCUUGAAGAAGGUUCCGUCGUCGCCGGUGAAUGCCGCUUGAUCUGCGACUACGACAACCCAGCUGGUUUCGAAGAAUACAAGGAGAUGAUCAACGACCCCGAGGGCUACCACUCCCGCAACCACACUGAAUCUGACGAUGACGAGGAGCACCACAUAGGUACCUCCAUUGUCGCUACCGAUCAGUCUUCCAUCACCGGAGAGUCCUUGGCUGUCGACAAGUACAUGGGUGAUGUCUGUUACUACACCACCGGUUGCAAGCGAGGCAAGGGUUAUGCCGUUAUCACUGAAUCCGCUCGUGGCUCUUUCGUCGGUAAGACUGCGUCUUUGGUCCAGGGUGCCAACGACUCCGGCCACUUCAAGGCCGUCAUGGACUCCAUCGGAACGGCUCUUUUGGUCUUGGUCGUCUUCUUCAUUCUCGCUUCUUGGGUUGGCGGUUUCUUCCAUCACAUCGGAAUUGCCACUCCUGAGGAAAGCUCGGUCACCCUGCUUAGCUACGCACUUAUUCUUCUUAUCAUCGGUGUCCCCGUCGGUCUGCCUGUCGUCACCACCACCACUUUGGCUGUCGGUGCUGCUUAUCUCGCCAAACAAAAGGCCAUCGUGCAGAAGCUGACUGCUAUCGAAUCCUUGGCCGGUGUCGAUGUGCUUUGCUCUGACAAGACCGGUACUUUGACUGCCAACCAGCUUACCAUCCGUGAGCCUUACGUCGCCGAGGGUGAGGAUGUCAACUGGAUGAUGGCCUGCGCCGCUCUCGCUUCUUCCCACAACCUGAAGGCUCUUGAUCCCAUUGACAAGAUCACCAUUCUUACUCUCAAGAGAUAUCCGAAGGCCCGAGAAAUCCUGCAACAAGGCUGGAAGACUGUCAAGUUCUUGCCUUUCGACCCCGUCUCCAAGCGCAUCACCACCCUCUGCACGCUCAAGGGUGAGAACUGGUCUUUCUGCAAGGGUGCACCAAAAGCUGUCCUUUCCAUCGCCGAAUGUGACGAAGCCACCGCCAAGCACUACCGUGACACCGCGGCUGACUUUGCCCGUCGUGGUUUCCGAUCUCUCGGUGUCGCUUCCAAGCGUGGAGACGAGCCAUGGAAGGUCAUUGGCAUGUUGCCCAUGUUCGAUCCCCCUCGUGACGAUACUGCCCACACCAUCCUGGAAGCUCAGAACCUCGGUCUCAGCGUCAAGAUGUUGACUGGUGAUGCCAUUGCCAUCGCCAAGGAAACCUGCAAACUUCUCGCUCUCGGUACAAAGGUGUACAAUUCUCAGCGUCUGAUUGCUGGAGGUGUUACCGGUUCCACUCAAUAUGACUUGGUCGAGAAGGCCGAUGGUUUCGCUGAGGUCUUCCCAGAGCACAAAUACCAGGUCGUCGAAAUGUUGCAGCAACGUGGUCAUUUGACUGCCAUGACUGGUGACGGUGUCAACGAUGCUCCUUCCUUGAAGAAGUCCGAUUGCGGUAUCGCCGUCGAGGGUGCCACCGAAGCCGCUCAAGCCGCUGCCGACAUUGUCUUUUUGGCUCCUGGUCUCAGCACUAUUGUCGAUGCCAUCAAGGUCGCCCGUCAAAUUUUCCAGCGUAUGAAGGCCUACGUGCAAUACCGUAUCGCUCUUUGCUUGCAUUUGGAACUCUACCUGACCACCUCCAUGAUCAUCAUCAACGAGACUGUCCGUACCGACUUGGUCGUGUUUUUGGCCUUGUUCGCCGAUCUUGCCACCAUCGCUGUUGCCUACGACAACGCUCACUACGAACCCAGACCUGUCGAAUGGCAAUUGCCCAAGAUUUGGGUCAUCUCGGUCAUCCUCGGUUUCCUUCUUGCCAUCUCCACCUGGAUUAUGCGCGGAUCGUUCUACCUGCCUAACGGCGGUCUGGUCCAGAACUUUGGUAAUGUUCAACUCAUGCUUUUCCUCCAGAUCUCGCUGGUUGAGAACUGGCUUAUCUUCGUUACUCGAGGUGGACAAACCUGGCCAUCCUGGAAGUUGGUCGCCGCCAUCUUCGCCGUCGACGUCAUCUCGACACUCUUCUGUAUUUUCGGUUGGUUGCAUCCCCCUUUGCACGACACCAACACCAUCCCCAAGGACCAUUUCACUACGGACCACUACAGCGUCCAAACCUCCGUCGUCACCGUCGUCGUCAUCUGGGGUUACUCCAUUGGUGUUACUAUCGUGGUCGCUAUUGUCUACUACCUUCUACUCAGCAUCAAAUGGAUCGACAACCUCGGCCGUGAUGUCAGAAGCCGCGCUGAUACCGACAUGGAGAAUGUCCUGUCUCAUCUCAGCCGCAUCGCACUUGAGCACGAGACUGAUGUCCAUGGAAAGACGAAAUGGGUCCUUGGCUCCAGAGGCACUGGUGAAGAAGAAGAGGAGUAA
Molecule: messenger RNA, 2997 nt
Organism: Exophiala viscosa
Lineage: Eukaryota; Fungi; Ascomycota; Eurotiomycetes; Chaetothyriales; Herpotrichiellaceae
Product: H+-transporting ATPase
Exons: 4
Coding region: 1-2997 (998 amino acids)
Biological process (GO): regulation of intracellular pH; proton export across plasma membrane
Cellular component (GO): plasma membrane
Molecular function (GO): P-type proton-exporting transporter activity; ATP hydrolysis activity; ATP binding
Source: RefSeq, a predicted model, not a curated record